Molecule: messenger RNA, 990 nt
Organism: Pogona vitticeps (central bearded dragon)
Lineage: Eukaryota; Metazoa; Chordata; Lepidosauria; Squamata; Agamidae
Source: RefSeq, a predicted model, not a curated record
AUGACAGCCUUCAAUGUCUCCAAGCAUGUGCAGCAGCAACUGGAGUCCUACUGUUUGGACCAAGCCAACCGUACCAACUGGGAGGAUGGUUUUGUCCUGCUGGGCUUCCCCUCUCUCUCCCGCCCUCUUCAGCUCCUGCUGUGCUGUCUGUUCUCCAUCUGCUAUGCCUUCACCUUGGCGGGGAACCUCUGCAUCGUGUGGGCCGUGCUCCGGGACUCUCGCCUCGCCCGGUUGCCCAUGUACAUCCUGUUGGGGAGCUUCUCUGGGUUGGAAAUGUGCUACGUGACCACCUCGUCACCUCGGAUGCUUUCAGAUCUCAGGUCCCCGUUGCCGGCGGUCAUCUCCUUCCAAGGUUGUUUCCUGCAGUUCUACUUUUUCUUUUCCAUGGGAACCACCGAGAGCUUCCUUCUUGCUGCCAUGGCUUUGGACCGGUAUCUGGCCAUCUGCCACCCACUGCGCUACCCGCUGCUCAUGUCGCCUCAGUUUUGCUAUAUUCUGGCAGCCUCCUGCUGGGUCUGUGGUUUCCUCUGGUUCCUGGUGCCCAUCGUGUUGAUUUCCCAGCUGUGUUUCUGUGGCCCCAAACUCCUAGACCAUUUUCUCUGCGACCCAGGUCCUCUGCUGGCUUCUUCUUGCAGCCCAGCUCCUGGGACCGAGAUGGCCUUCUACAGCCUCAGCUCGAUCGCCAUCUUUGGCCCCUUCCUCUUCAUCGUGGCUUCCUACACCACAGUCUUGCGAGCCGUGAUGAGGCUGCCUUCAGUGGCAAGGAGGAAGAAGGCCUUUUCCACCUGUACCUCCCACAUGGCCGUGGUGAGCCUUUUCUACGGCUCCAUCAUGGCCACCUAUGUCGUCCCCGAAGCUUCUGGUGGCAGCAACAAGAUGGUGACCCUUUUCUAUUCUGUCGUGACCCCCUUGCUCAACCCACUCAUCUACAGCUUGAGGAACCAAGAGAUGAAGGCAGCUCUCAAAAGGACAUUCUUUGGGCCAAAUUAG